AUGGAGCUCCACAGGCCUCCCACUAAUGUGACUGAAUUUGUUCUCUUGGGUCUCACACAGAAUCCACGCUUGCAGAAAAUACUGUUCAUUGUCUUUUUGUUUGUUUUCCUAUUUACCGUGUUGGCUAAUCUGCUCAUUGUCAUCACCAUUUCCUUCAGCCCCACACUUUCAGCUCCCAUGUAUUUCUUUCUCACUUACUUGUCCUUCAUAGAUGCCUUCUACACCUCUGUCACCACCCCCAAAAUGAUAAUUGACCUGCUGUACCAGAGGAGAACGAUAUCGUUGGGUGGCUGUCUGACUCAGCUCUUUGCGGAGCACUUUCUGGGAGGAUCAGAGAUUAUCCUCCUCAUUGUUAUGGCCUAUGACCGCUAUGUGGCCAUAUGCAAACCUCUGCAUUACAUGACCAUCAUGCGACAAGGACUCUGCAGACUCCUGGUGGGAGCCUGGCUUGGAGGGAUCCUGCAUGCUACCAUGCAAAUAUUUUUUAUGAUCAAUCUGCCCUUCUGUGGCCCCAAUAUCAUCGAUCACUUCAUGUGUGAUCUCUUCCCAUUGUUGAAACUUGCUUGCAGAGACACGCACAGGCUGGGCUUGAUAGUGGCUGCCAACAGUGGGGCCAUGUGCUUGCUCAUAUUUACCAUGCUCCUCAUCUCAUACAUAGUUAUCCUUCAAUCCUUGAAAUCUCAUAGUUCUGAAGGGAGACGCAAAGCUCUCUCCACAUGUGGCUCUCACUUCACUGUGGUUGUUCUCUUCUUUGUGCCUUGCAUAUUUACUUACAUGCGCCCUGUGACCACCUACCCUGUGGACAAGCUGGUGACUGUGUUCUUUGCAGUCCUCACUCCCAUGUUAAAUCCUAUCAUUUAUACAGCAAGAAACACAGAGGUGAAGAAUGCCAUGAAGAGUUUGUGGAAGAGGAGAAUAACUUAG
This is a messenger RNA of Peromyscus eremicus (cactus mouse), 924 nucleotides long. Its product is annotated as olfactory receptor 4C3D-like. NCBI's taxonomy places the organism in Eukaryota, Metazoa, Chordata, Mammalia, Rodentia, Cricetidae. Gene Ontology annotation, biological process: G protein-coupled receptor signaling pathway. The record is from RefSeq and is a predicted model, not a curated record. Gene Ontology annotation, molecular function: olfactory receptor activity; G protein-coupled receptor activity. Gene Ontology annotation, cellular component: membrane.